AUGAGAGCCGGCGUUCAGAGUGUUAAAGGGCUUAACAGGUGCAAAAUGCGGACAUUCGGCGAAAGACCGACGGCUUUCCAGUUGGAAGAGAACGGAGAGUUUCAUUACAUCGGAUCCGAGGUCGGUAACUAUAUGCGGAUGUUUAGGGGUUCCCUUUACAAGAGGUAUCCAUCGCUUUGGCGCCGUUUGGUUAGCGUUGAAGAGCGCAAACGGAUCAGUACUAUAGGAUUAGGUCCGCACUCUUUGGCCACUAAUAUAACGCUAUUGAAGGCCUCGGAAGUGGACGAGAUAUUUGAGGGCAGGGAUGAUAAGUACAAA
Medioppia subpectinata is the source of this 318-nucleotide messenger RNA. The record is from the annotation of a GenBank genome assembly. NCBI's taxonomy places the organism in Eukaryota, Metazoa, Arthropoda, Arachnida, Sarcoptiformes, Oppiidae.